Molecule: messenger RNA, 2384 nt
Organism: Myxozyma melibiosi
Lineage: Eukaryota; Fungi; Ascomycota; Lipomycetes; Lipomycetales; Lipomycetaceae
Product: kinase-like domain-containing protein
Exons: 2
Coding region: 65-2020 (651 amino acids)
Biological process (GO): protein phosphorylation; mitotic DNA damage checkpoint signaling
Cellular component (GO): nucleus
Molecular function (GO): ATP binding; protein serine/threonine kinase activity
Source: RefSeq, a predicted model, not a curated record
UUCUCCAAGUCCAUUCACACUCCCUCACUCUUCUCCCUCCCCCCUCCCCCCCUCCUCCUCAGCCAUGCCGCCCUCACCCGCGUCCUCUGUCCUGGCGCGCGCGGCCUCGCAGCGUAUCGGCUGCGUUCUUGACGACCGCAUCGAACUCACAGGUGUCCUCGGCGUCGGCGCAUACGGCGUCGUCUACACCGCCGUCGACGUCUUCACCCUCGUCCCCUUUGCCGUCAAGGCCCUCCUGCGCUCCACCGACUCCGGCGCGCCCAUCGCCGACACGCACAACGACAUCCUGCACCGCGAAAUCUCGCUGCUCACGCAGACUCAUCUUCACCCAAACAUCAUCUCGGUCGUUGAAGUCAUCGACCGCCGCGACGGCCUCUACGUCGUCAUGGAGUUUUGCCCCGAAGGCGACCUGUUUUCGAACAUCACCGAGAAGAAGCUGUUUGUGGGAAACGAUGAGCGCGCUAGAGACGCGUUCAUGCAGAUCGUCGACGCGGUCCAGUACUGUCACACCAUGGGCAUCUAUCACCGCGACCUCAAGCCCGAGAACAUCCUUGUUUCGGACGGCGGACGCACUCUCAAGCUCUCUGACUUUGGCCUUGCUACGACUGACAAAAUCUCGUUCGAGUAUGGAUGCGGUUCUUCUUUCUACAUGUCUCCUGAAUGUCAUGCACCCACCUCAUCAUCCGGAUACGACGUCGCCGCCAACGACAUCUGGUCGCUCGGAGUCAUCCUCAUCAACCUGACCUGCGGCCGCAACCCCUGGAAGACCGCCAACCGCGAGACCGACGAGUCCUUCAAGGCGUUUCUCAAAUCCCCGCACUACCUGCAGCGAAUCCUGCCCAUCUCCCCCGAACUCAACGACAUCCUUGCUCGCAUGUUUGACCUCAACCCGCAGACGCGGAUAACCCUUGGUGAACUGUCGAGUGUUAUCACCCAGUGUUCGCGGUUCACGGUCUCGCACGAGGAGUACACUGCCCGGGUCAACUACUACAACAACGGCGGCCGUCUUUUCGAACAACAACAGCAGCAGCAACAGAAGCAACAGCAACAGCACCAGAGAGCCGUUGCUGCGGCCAUUCAGCCUCGCUCACCGCCCGUCACACCCACACGAACACACGCCAACUGCUAUACCGGCGCAGUUACUCCCGUCACGCCUACGCUGCCAUGCUACGAGUUCCAAUCGCCUGCUACUCCCCCGCCACAGUCUCAGCAACAAAGUCUCAACAACCCAUUCAGAAACCGGAUGGCGUUCGUCUACGCUACGCCCGACAACGACUCGCCGAUCGAAGUACGCAUGCCUCAGAUUCAGGUACCUGUCACACCAUCGCGGCCGCAGCGCCGUGCUCAGGAGCAUUAUGCGUCUCCUCAGCAGCAGCAACAGCAGCAGCAGCAGCAGCAGCAGCAGCACAGAGGUCUUGGAAUCUUUUCAGCUUCUGUUAAUGCGUCUGAGCGGCUGCAGCAGCUGAUAUGGGGACAAGACAGCGGCGUGGUCAAUAACAACGCGGCGCCCGCUACUCCUGCGCGCAGCAGCAAUAGACCGAUCUCAGGCGCUUCAACGGCUUCUUCGGGAUCAGUUUGGACAUCGCCGCAGUCGACUCCGGCUACUUCUGUCGCCUCCUCGCCGUGGUCAGAAGCGUCGCCGUCGUUUGUCGAUGUUGAGUAUUUCAACCUCUAUCAACAAAAGCUGGACUAUAAUGGUUACAACGCCAAGCUAGUCGAGCUCAAUAUGAACCAGCAGCAGGCUGAAGAGUCGCUGUUUGCGGCCGAGUUCAACAAGGCAAACCACCACCACCAUCAACAACAUCACCAGCAGAAAGAACGCAGCGGGUCGCCUCCUCCCAGCCGACGACUGCGCAAGUUCAGCAUGGCCAAGAUGCUUCCGCGAACGGGCAACGUUGCGCGCCAGCGUCGGCGCGGACAGUUUGACGCGUCUGCCGAUAUGUUUGCCGAACAACAGUAUUACGAAGAGCCUGCUACCACCGAUGGUGCGCGGUUACAGCAGAGCUUGCCUAUUUUCUAAGCACUCUACCAGAGUGUGAUUACGGGUUUUUAUUCAUUUCCUGUAUAUACUUGUAUUAUCCGCUAUUUAAUUGUUUGGGUAUUUGCAUCAUCUUUGGGGUUGUUAUUGGAGCCUCUUUAUCUACUUGCAUUCGAUACUUUUGUUUUUUUUGGGAUGGUGUUAUCAUCAAGGCGCUCGUUUUGAACCAGACUGUUAUAUCUUCUGAUUUUUUCUCACUUGAAUUCAAGAUACCACUAUAGAAUUGUCGGAGUUUACAGCAUUUUUUACUAUUACUAUAUUUUAAUCAGUUGUGUGUGCGUUGCUGUUGCUCAAGGAAGUCGGGGUUCGGAUCCGUUCGUUUAUUGUAUCUUGUAUGCUGUACUAA